This is a messenger RNA of Racocetra persica, 159 nucleotides long. The record is from the annotation of a GenBank genome assembly. NCBI's taxonomy places the organism in Eukaryota, Fungi, Glomeromycota, Glomeromycetes, Diversisporales, Gigasporaceae.
AUAUUAUUAAUGUACCUCAGCUAUUAAAGGAAUUAAUUAUCAAAUGCUUGAAUGAUAACCCACUAGUUCGCCCAAAGGCUUCUGAGUUAUUUAAACUUUUUGGAAAAUGGUAUCAUGAUCGGGAUGUAGAAUUUCGUCAUCAAUAUAAUCAGAUAAAAU